Molecule: messenger RNA, 1005 nt
Organism: Striga hermonthica
Lineage: Eukaryota; Viridiplantae; Streptophyta; Magnoliopsida; Lamiales; Orobanchaceae
Source: the annotation of a GenBank genome assembly
AUGUUGGCUAAAGAUAAUUUUCCAAGACUGUUGACAAGCAAUGAGCUGGCACCUUCUGAAGAAAUUGUAGUUUCAACCGAGAAGCUGAGAACAAGAUUAACUGAAGAAGGGAUUAGUGAGACGGUGGUUAAAGAUUGUGAAUCGAUAAUGCUAGGUGAAAUUGCAUUGAUACAGGAUCAGAUGAAGAAACUUCAAAUCAAGCACGUCUUGUUGCUGGACACAUUAAGGAGACUGGAGACUGAGAAAAUCGAACUGGAAACAACUGUUGUGGAUGAGACCAAGGCACGAGAUUCAUUUUGUGGACAGGGGAGAAGGUUCAGUGUUUCAGAUUUCUACUCAGUCAUGUCGGGCGGAAGUGCUACCGACUCGGAAGCAGAUGGAGUCGACGUUGAAACAGAUGAAGAUGAAAGAAUCUUUUUCGACACAAAUGAUUCUCUUUCUGCAGAGUGUCUUAGAAGCAAUUCAUACCGAAGAAGAGAUAAUCCAGUGUUUGCUCAUAGCCCCUCAACAAAUGAAAGAAGAUCUUUCUUCUCUGGUCAUAUGAGAGACAUUGGAAUGGAAAUACAGGAUCCCGAUUUCCCAUACAUCAAAAGAAGGGAUAACUUACCAGAACCAAAGGAUAAAGAUAAGCCGGUCGGGCUAUGGUCGAUUAUUAAGGACAACAUUGGAAAAGACUUAUCAGGUGUUUGUUUACCAGUUUACUUCAAUGAGCCACUGUCCUCACUGCAAAAAUGCUUUGAAGACUUGGAAUACUCGUAUCUUGUCGACCGAGCAUUGGAAUGGGGAAAUCAGGGAAAUGAUUUGAUGAGAAUUCUAAAUGUAGCAGCAUUUGCAGUAUCUGGUUAUGCAUCAACCGAAGGCCGACAAUGCAAACCCUUCAAUCCUCUCCUAGGGGAAACCUACGAGGCUGAUUUUCCAGAUAAGGGUUUAAGAUUCUUUUCUGAAAAGGUCAGCCAUCACCCGGUAGUUGUUGCCUGUCAUUGUGAGGGUAGGGACUGGAAAUAA